AUGACUUCUUUAAGGGGGGCAUUGAGCCUUUCGAAGGAGGAAGUCAGGAACGCCAGACCACCAGGGACUGCAACCCUUGUUGAGCAUCUCGAGUGGACAGCAUCGCAAACAAGCCAUGAUGAGAUCCGCCUCGUGCCCCAACCUUCAGCCGACCCAGCGGAUCCUCUCAACCUACCCAUGUGGCGCAAGAUAGCAAUCCUAGCCGUCAUGUCGAUACAUCCAUUCGUAGUGAACUUUACCAGUUCAUCCAUCUCGAGUGCCCUGCCAAUCUAUGCGUCCACAGGCGUUUUUGGCUUCCCACCAAAGAAGUUCUCGCAAUUGACGUACUUCAUUGCCUGCAAUAUUCUCAUGCUGGGCGCGUCGAACUUGUGGUGGGUGCCGUUGGCAAACACGUUUGGUCGUCGGCCUGUCAUUCUCGGGAGCUUAUUGCUUCUCAUCUUCUCUAGUAUGUGGGCUGGACUUGCUACAAGCUUUAACAGUCUGGUGGCUGCUCGCAUCUUUAUGGGUGUCGGGGGUGCGCCGGCUGAUGCUGUGAGCCCGGAUGUUGUUGGUGAGAUAUUUUUCGUGCAUCAGCGCGGACGCGCUUUGGCCAUAUAUACGGUCAUGUUGACCUUCGGUUCCCUUGUAGGCGCCGUUGCUGGUGGCUACAUCGUCGCGGAGAUGGGUUUAUCUUGGCUUCAUUGGAUGAACGUCCUGCUCUCAGCUAUCAGCUUCGUUCUCUGUCUAGUGUUCCAGGCCGAGACCUUGUACCGCCGCAAAGAAAGCACCGUAACCUUGGACGACCCGGACAAAGAUACUGUUGAGACCAAGGAAAGAGUCAUCGUUGCAGAUGCUGCGGCGCCAUCUUCCUACCCAUCAUACUCAUACCUCAAGUCGUUAAGACUCUUCACGUACCACCCCGGUCUGAUGCGCAACUUCAUCGCUCCCUACAAGACUCUCAGGCUACCGGGCGUAUGGCUCGUCUCAGCUUGGUAUGCAGGACUUGUAGGACUUAUCGUUACCAUGUCGAGUGUUGGUCCACAACUCGUCGCUGCACCGCCGUACCUGUGGGGGAAAAACGUUGGUUUGAUCAACGUUGGUGGUAUCUUUGGCGCUUUGAUUGGAUGCGUCUACACAUACCUUAUCGCAGACUUCGCGACCAAGCGCCUCGCAAAGAAAGAUUCCCACGGUUUCUCCGAACCCGAGUCUCGUCUUGUCACCGCUCUCCCCGCACUUGCCCUCGCCACGAUCGGAUCUUUCAUCUUCGGCUUCGUAGCGCAGAACCCUUCACCCACCGGCUGGGUAGGUCUCCAGUUCGGUUUCGGUCUUGUAGCUCUCGGGCUUAUGCAAGCGCCAUCUGUGGGCUUCAACUACCUUAUCGAGGCCUAUGGUGUGCUUGCCGGAGACUGCUUCGUUGCUGUCACGUUUGUGAGGGCUGUUGUGAGCUUCGCAUGGACGUUCUUUGUUGGCGAGUGGGUCACACACCGAGGAGCUGCUGAGCCGUUUGGCAUCUUCGGAAUGCUGAUGGGUCUUUUUGGCUUGAUGACAAUUCCGAUGUUGAUCUGGGGUAAGCGGUUGAGGAUCUGGACUGCCAAGUGGGUUCCUGAGGGUUCGGCUUUGUAG
Alternaria atra is the source of this 1602-nucleotide messenger RNA. RefSeq lists its product as uncharacterized. Gene Ontology annotation, biological process: transmembrane transport. Lineage: Eukaryota; Fungi; Ascomycota; Dothideomycetes; Pleosporales; Pleosporaceae. Gene Ontology annotation, molecular function: transmembrane transporter activity. Bases 1 to 1602 code for a protein of 533 amino acids. The transcript is spliced from 4 exons. The record is from RefSeq and is a predicted model, not a curated record.